GCGCCGUGCGGAGAGAGGUAUUUUAUGCAUGGAGUUUGUAAAGAAGGAGAUAACUGUCGUUACUCUCAUGACCUGUCUGACAGUCCCUAUGGUGUAAUGUGCAAGUAUUUUCAGCGAGGGUACUGUAUUUACGGAGACCGCUGCAGAUAUGAGCAUAGCAAGCCACUGAAACAGGAAGAAGCGACUACUACAGAUCUAACUGCAAAGUCGUCCCUUGCUGCUUCCUCAACACUCUCAUCAGUAGUUGGACCGCUUGUUGAAAUGAAUACAGGAGAAGCUGAGUCAAGAAAUUCAAACUUUCCAACUGUAGGAGCAGGUUCAGAGGACUGGGUGAAUGCCAUCGAGUUUGUUCCCGGGCAACCCUACUGUGGCCGUACUGCCCCUUCCUGCACUGAAGCACCCCUGCAGGGCUCAGUGACCAAGGAAGAAUUAGAGAAAGAGCAAACCGCUGUGGAAACAAAGAAGCAGCUUUGCCCCUAUGCUGCAGUGGGAGAGUGUCGAUAUGGGGAGAACUGUGUGUAUCUCCAUGGAGAUGCAUGUGACAUGUGUGGGCUGCAGGUCCUACAUCCAAUGGAUGCUGCUCAGAGAUCACAACAUAUAAAAUCUUGCAUUGAGGCCCAUGAGAAGGACAUGGAGCUCUCAUUUGCCGUGCAGCGCAGCAAGGACAUGGUGUGUGGGAUCUGCAUGGAGGUGGUCUAUGAGAAAGCCAACCCCAGUGAGCGCCGCUUUGGGAUCCUCUCCAACUGCAACCACACCUACUGUCUCAAGUGUAUUCGCAAGUGGAGGAGUGCUAAGCAAUUUGAGAGCAAGAUCAUAAAGUCCUGCCCAGAAUGCCGGAUCACAUCUAACUUUGUCAUUCCAAGUGAGUACUGGGUGGAGGAGAAAGAAGAGAAGCAGAAACUCAUUCAGAAAUACAAGGAGGCAAUGAGCAACAAGGCGUGCAGGUAUUUUGAUGAAGGACGUGGGAGCUGCCCAUUUGGAGGGAACUGUUUUUACAAGCAUGCGUACCCUGAUGGCCGUAGAGAGGAGCCACAGAGACAGAAAGUGGGAACAUCAAGCAGAUACCGGGCCCAACGAAGGAACCACUUCUGGGAGUUCAUUGAGGAAAGAGAAAGCAGCAACCCCUUUGACAACGAUGAAGAAGAGGUUGUCACCUUUGAGCUGGGCGAGAUGUUGCUUAUGCUUUUGGCUGCAGGUGGGGACGACGAAUUGACAGACUCUGAAGACGAGUGGGACUUGUUUCAUGAUGAGCUGGAAGAUUUUUAUGACUUGGAUCUAUAGCAGCUUUGCGUGGCGUGUGAACUGGUCUGCUGAGCCUCAGACAGUAGCUGUCCCCUGUGGUGGUGUGGCGGUGCCUGUGUUCUCUCCUAGGCAGGCCUAUCAAACUCCAGGUGCUGUCAUAAUAACUUCUACCCAGGGCCUGUCUUUUCCAUCCUUCAC
This is a messenger RNA of Galeopterus variegatus (Sunda flying lemur), 1440 nucleotides long. RefSeq names its product makorin ring finger protein 1 (gene MKRN1). The transcript has 4 exons. Lineage: Eukaryota; Metazoa; Chordata; Mammalia; Dermoptera; Cynocephalidae. Gene Ontology annotation, molecular function: metal ion binding; ubiquitin protein ligase activity. Gene Ontology annotation, biological process: protein polyubiquitination. The record is from RefSeq and is a predicted model, not a curated record. The coding region runs from base 25 to 1281 and encodes 418 amino acids.